Molecule: messenger RNA, 3743 nt
Organism: Aethina tumida (small hive beetle)
Lineage: Eukaryota; Metazoa; Arthropoda; Insecta; Coleoptera; Nitidulidae
Product: sodium/potassium-transporting ATPase subunit alpha-like
Exons: 7
Coding region: 14-3073 (1019 amino acids)
Biological process (GO): intracellular potassium ion homeostasis; potassium ion import across plasma membrane; proton transmembrane transport
Cellular component (GO): membrane
Molecular function (GO): ATP binding; ATP hydrolysis activity; P-type sodium:potassium-exchanging transporter activity
Source: RefSeq, a predicted model, not a curated record
UACCAUUAGAAAAAUGUCGAAAAUGAUGAGUUCUACAUCCGUGAGGUCCAGAACCUCCCAAGGUGCGGUCUAUAUGAAACCAGUAAAAAAAGUGCGCACUAAAAAAGAAAUCGAAGAGUUCAAGAAAGAGAUAACCUUCGAUGACCACAUGAUACCACUUGAAGUGAUUGUUCAAAGAUAUGCCACCGAUCUUGAGUCGGGUCUUCGCAAGGCGGCGGCACAAGAAUUGUUCUUCAUAAACGGUCCGAAUUGUCUCAUAGACUCUGCCACCAGGUCCAAGUGGUUGAUUUUUAUUGAGCACUUAUUCGGUGGUUUCAACUUGCUGCUUUGGGUUGGCGGUAUAAUGAGUUUCGCCGGCUACACCAUCUCGUACGUUUCAGAGGGCGAGGCCGAAAUAGAACAUAUUUACCUUGGUCUCAUCCUUAUAUUCGUCGCCUUGUUCACCGGAAUUUUCGGCUACUGGCAAGAGUCCACCAACAUCAACAUCAUGAACAGUUUUAACAAGAUGAUACCCAAAUACGCGACAGUUAUCAGGAGCGGUGAGCGAAUGAUAAUUCCUAGCGAAGAAGUAGUGGUUGGAGAUCUGAUCGAAAUCAAAUUCGGCGACAUGGUUCCAGCUGAUUUACGAAUAAUUGACUCGCAAGGUCUGAAAAUCGACAACAGUCCGAUAACUGGGGAGUCCCUUCCAGUUAACAGAGGUCCAGAGUGCACUCACAAUAAUCCUUUAGAAACCAUGAACCUUGUCUUUUACACGACGAUGGUUGUAGAAGGUACAGGCAUAGGAAUCUGUAUAAGAACUGGCGAAAAAACCGCUAUUGGAAGAAUUGCAGGUUUGACUUCGGCUUUAGAAAAGGAAGCUUCUUUAAUCUCUAGAGAGAUACGCAGAUUUGUCAUAAUAAUCUCGACCUUCGCCUUUAUAAUUGCCAUAAUAUUCUUUAUUCUCUCUUUAGUAAUAGGCUACGAUUUCUUUAAGAGUUUCGCCUUCUUCAUCGCCAUACUGGUCGCCAACGUUCCUGAAGGUCUACCCGUGACCCUAACAGCUUGUUUGACUUUAACAGCCAAAGCGAUGGCCAAAAAGAACUGCCUAGUAAAAAAAUUGGAGUGUAUAGAGACCCUGGGAGCUUGCAAUGUGAUUUGCUCGGACAAAACCGGCACGCUAACCCAAAAUAAAAUGUCGGUAGGUCAUAUGUAUUACGAUUCGCAAGAGAUUAACAUUUUGGACGGCUUCAUGAACGUGGACAGAAAUAGUAGCGCAUGCAAGGCGCUUUGCCGGGUCGGUGUGUUGUGCAGUCGGGCUACUUUUCUCACUACCGACAUGCACCUACCCGUCGACGACAGGAAGACUUUCGGAGAUGCCAGCGAGUCCGCCAUACUGAAAGCCAUGGAGAAACUUUGGGGUGAUGUCGAAUCUCGCCGAGACGAUCACCCAAAAGUAUGCGAGAUUCCAUUUAAUUCCACCAACAAGUACCAAGUUUCGAUUCACAAACUAGCAGGCUCUCAACGAUUUGUCUUGGUGAUGAAAGGGGCGUCUGAACAAGUGCUAGAAAGAUGCACAACUAUGCUGAACAAGGAGGAAGACAUAGAAUUGGACCCUUUUAUUAGGAGCACCAUAAAAAAGGCUUUAAUGCGUCUAAGCCACGUGGGAGAAAGAGUCUUGGCCUUCGCCGAUUUAGAGCUGCCCGACACUUUCGACGAAGAAUACAAAUGGAAGACGGAUCAACCCAAUUUUCCAUUGGAAGGUUUGAGAUUCGUCGGAUUGAUUUCUCUAAUCGAUCCACCCAGAGUCAACGUACCGGAGGCUGUGGAGAGGUGCAGAAGGGCUGGGAUAAAGGUGGUGAUGGUAACGGGUGACCAUCCCAUAACUGCUGCGGCGAUCGCAAAGAAAGUCGGCAUAAUUUCUCCUACCAACACAACACUUUAUGACAUUGCAAUGGGUAGGAACAUGUCGCUGUCAAUGAUAAAGAUGGAUCAGAUGGCCGAGUGUGAUGCUGCUGUUAUUACUGGGGCCGAAUUAAGAGAAAUGGAACAAAAUGAACUUGAGUACUAUUUAAGGGAGUAUCCUGAAAUUGUUUUUGCUAGAACCAGUCCGCAACAGAAGUUGAAGAUUGUUGAGGCUUUGCAAAAGCUUGGGAACACUGUUGCUGUUACGGGAGACGGUGUCAAUGAUUCACCCGCUUUGAAAAGGGCUAAUAUUGGUGUUGCGAUGGGAAUAACCGGUUCAGAUGUGUCCAAAGAAGCGGCUGAUAUGAUUUUGCUCGACGACAAUUUCGCUUCUAUUGUGACGGGAAUUGAGGAAGGAAGACUGGUGUUUGAUAAUCUAAAGAAAAGCGUUGCCUUUGUUUUGACAUCUAAUAUACCGGAAAUAGUACCUUUUGUGCUUUUGGUGACUUUAAAUAUCCCGGAACCAUUGAGUAUCAUGGCAAUUCUUGUUAUAGAUGUGGGUACGGAUUUGUUUCCUGCCAUCAGUUUGGCAUACGAAAAGGCAGAGGCGGAUAUAAUGAACAAACCGCCAAGAAAUCCCAAAAAGGACAACUUGAUCAAUUGGAAAUUGAUCUACAUUGCGUACUUCCAAAUCGGUUUGAUACAAGUCUGCGCCAGUAUGUUGGUCUACUUCGUCAUCAUGGCUAAUUACGGAUUCUUCUUACGCGAUCUGCUAGGUAUACGCAAACGUUGGGAAUCGAAACACAUCAACGACCUGAAGGACCAUUACGGUCACGAGUGGACGUACGAGGCCAGACACACGUUGUCCAAGAGAUGCGUUACCGGAUACUUCCUCGCGUUGGUCAUGACCCAAAUCACCGAUUUGUUGGUGUGCAAAACCAGACGUUUAUCCUACUUCCAGCACAAAUUCAAUUUGAUAUUGUUCAUGGCGAUCGUCUUUGAAAUUUCGGUGGCGAUCAUAGUAGUUUACGUGCCGUAUUUGAAUUCGGCUUUGGAAUUCGAGCCCAUUAAGCCCGAAGUACUUUUGCCUGCCGUGCCUUUUGCCAUUUUCAUCUUCGUUAACGACGAAAUCCGGAAAUAUUUCAUCAGGAAGGAUCCCGAAGGAUUCAUGUACAGGGAAACGUACUAUUGAUUGUCUGUCCGCUGUUAAAUUCCAUCAUAUUAAUAUUACCGUUACUGGUACUAAUUAAGGAAAAAAUACUCAUGCGCUUUUAAUUAAUUUUGGCGUAAUUGCGCAUGUUAUUCAGUGAAGGAAAGAAAACAGUCAUUAUCAUAAUUGCCGGCGUUAUUGUGUGGAUUUAAUUAUACGGCCAUCUCGUAGGAACUGUUAAAGAUCUGGGAUUGUAGGCAAGACAUUAAUUAGAGCCGAUGAUGAGCCUGUCUGUCUAUGACAAAAUAUCACUUUAUACGCGGUGCAUUGUUUCGAAAAGCGCAUAAAUGAAAUUGGACGUUUCCUGUAUCCAGGCAAAAGUUUUCGUAGUGCCUGCACGUGACAACCGUUUGGAUUUGAUAUACAGUCGGAAGUGAUUUAGAUGUCUCGGCAUUUUUCCUCGCCAUCGACCGAUUUUUUAAGCGACACGUACUGCUGCUAAAUCGAAACCGGAUAAUAACCAGGUGAUUUGGAGGUUCCGGCUGGAAUGCGUUGACCUGUUCUUGGUAAAAAAUCCGGUAAUUUGUCAAGGAAUUUAUUAAUGAUCUUUUCGGUUGGUGCAGCUGCACGAAAAUCACCGAAUUAAAUAUUACGAUUUCCUUAAUUUAAUUUUUUCUAAUUGCCUAAAUGUAAUUAAUUAUUUUUUGUUGAA